UAUGAUCACUAAUUGCUUUUCAUCGGGAUCGCCUUCCUCGAUGUAGGUUUACCCGGCACAGUGUUGUGUACAGAAAAUAUUCACCCCAGGAGAAGGACAGGAAAUAUCAGCUGCGAUAUCGGCGCUAUCUUAUCUUGGAUCUGAGGAAACGGGUGUUUCCUACCAUCACAGCACCUCGUCACACGCUGCCGGAGAGCUAGCGUGACGGCAGAUGGCGCGUCACCUUCGUAGUGACUUUCACCGACUCUCCUCAUAUGAAUUUUGUCGAGAAACUACAUAGCGUGAGAGAUAAGAGUUUAGUCAUUGUAAGUUUUGCUUCCACGUUUAUAUAAACAGUUUGUAAAGUUAAUGUUUUGUUCGGCGGUUUCCUGCCUAAAUCGGUAACACACUUCCGGUUGUCGACAUCUUGUUAGGCCCUUCCGGUCUCGUGCCCCCAAAUGGCGCGAAACCAUAACAAACUGACGAGAAUUCAGCUUUCUACUCAGAUAAGAAAAGGUCAAAGCGAAGCGUAAAAGCUACAGUCGCUCAACUGUGACCCGUAAUCUAAAGAGCUUGGUUGGUUUACGGAUCAUUGCGUUCGUGCCGAUCUGAGUAAAUCUUCAGUGUUGGUAAUUUUGCGGUUUUCUGUGACGAAGUCGGAAUGUGAUAAGAGCGGGCCGAGCAUCCCUGGCUGUCAGUGCAUGGUUAGACUUUAGCGCCGUCAAAUAUCAGAAGGGACCGAAACCAACUCACGAAACGCAGCAAUGGCCACUCUAGCGAGGACUAUCGUCUGUCUCCUCGUGAUCUACAGUGUGAACAUUGGUUUGUCAUCCACUAAAAGAAAAAAGUGUCCCCGAGUUUGUGCAAGAGAGUUUCGCGAACUUUUGGACAAGAAAUUUGAGAAAGUACCGGCUGGUCCACGGGGCCCACGAGGACCACGGGGUAGGCAGGGUGUUCAAGGCCCAAUUGGACCACAGGGCCUUCCUGGUCCAUCAGGGCCUCAGGGACCCCCUGGCCAACAGGGACCAAAGGGGGACCCAGGUGCAUUAGUAUCCCUGCCUAGGUGUGGCGCAGGAGAGUACCUGACGUCAGAUGGGCGGAGACUUCUCUGUGUCAAAUUUGAUGCAUCGCUUUGUAGUGCUGUUGCAAGCUGCACAGGUGGAGAAGUCGUUCAGCCAGUCACCACUGCUGCCACAACGAUUCCCACCACAGAAACCCCAACAAUGGGUUUUGUUAACAUGACGAAGUUCAUGAAGCGAUACAUGAUCCAGACUUUGUACACAGACGCAUGGGACCUCGGUACAUUCUACAUCGGUCAGCAGCUAUUCCUGGGGGUGUCUCAACUUGGCAGCAAAAGCUUUGUGGUCUACAAAUGGCGACGAGUAGAAAACAAGAGCAUAUUCUUCAACUUCCAAGUCCUCAAAGUUGCCAAUGCUCGCAAAUGGCAGCCGUUCAGGAUCGGAGGCGAGCAAUACUUCGCCGUGGCUAGCAACUCCAGGAACUUUGAUUCCCCGGUCUUCAAAUGGGUGGAUAACCAGUUUGUGCCUUUCCAAACUCUCCAAACCAAGAAAGCAUUCGACGUGGAGCCCAUCUUCAUCGGCAAAGACGUGUUUCUGGCAGUUGCCACCUUUUAUGGACCUUAUUCGCAUAUCUUCAAGUGGAACGGGGAGAAGUUCACGAGGUACCAGAGUAUUGUGGCGGCGGGGUCCGACCUGGAGACCUUUACUAUAGAUGGCGGGGUUUUCCUAGCGAUUACUGGCCCCGCUUCUCGAGGUCCUUACGCGACCAUUUACAAAUGGAGCGGCUCAAGAUUCGAGAUGUUCCAGCGGUUGUACACAGAAGAGCGUGCGUAUGGCCUAAAGUCAUUGAAGGUUGAAGGAACACCAUAUUUGGCAGUGGCCCGGUGGGGUGCGGACUCGUCGCUGAUAUUCCAGUGGAAUGGGACCACAUUCAACGAGUUCCAGAGAGUUCCAUCUAAAAGGGCACGUGAUUGGGUGAGCAUUACCUCGCCAUAUAUGGGCAAAGAGAAGACGUACCUUGCUAUCAUCAGCAGUGGCCUCGAUCCCGUGAUCUAUGCGUGGGACAAGUAUCACUCUAGAAAGUUCGCCAAGGUCCAGUCCAUCUCGUCCGCACGGACACGUGACAUGACGUUCUUCAUCAUGGGAGAGAGGGUCUACCUCGCGGUCGCCUCACACCGGAGCACUGGGAUCUACCAAGGCUCGUGAACACGUGACCUCGCGUGAAACCACCACGCAAUACAUGUGACAAGAUGUAACGCUAGCGGCGUAUUUGCUCUGUUAGAGCGAAGAUUGAUUGACAUGUAGCGUCAGACAUUCAACUACCAAGGCUCGUGAUUGUGUGACUUGUAAGAAUUGAGUUACGCAGUGCGUCUGAUUAGCAUUAACGCUUUGUAUACUUGCUGCGUUUGAGCGUUUUUUUUUUUCACCAGGACUUGGCGUUCUUUUUCAGACACCACUUUUUCUAAAUAUGGUGAUCACGUGAUACAUCACGCAACACAUCAGAUUAAAUAUCAGGAUCUAUACAACAAUCCUCUUGUUUGUAUUAGUAAAUAUAUGUAACGGCUGUAAAUACCUUUUUGUAUCACCAA
This is a messenger RNA of Nematostella vectensis (starlet sea anemone), 2587 nucleotides long. Its product is annotated as thrombospondin-type laminin G domain and EAR repeat-containing protein. Gene Ontology annotation, biological process: signal transduction. The record is from RefSeq and is a predicted model, not a curated record. The transcript has 12 exons. Lineage: Eukaryota; Metazoa; Cnidaria; Anthozoa; Actiniaria; Edwardsiidae. The coding region runs from base 744 to 2204 and encodes 486 amino acids.